Messenger RNA from Capsaspora owczarzaki ATCC 30864, 689 nucleotides. RefSeq lists its product as hypothetical. The record is from RefSeq and is a predicted model, not a curated record. Gene Ontology annotation, biological process: protein insertion into mitochondrial inner membrane. Lineage: Eukaryota; Filasterea; Ministeriida; Capsasporidae. The transcript has 2 exons. Gene Ontology annotation, cellular component: TIM22 mitochondrial import inner membrane insertion complex. Bases 25 to 534 code for a protein of 169 amino acids.
UCACUUUGUGUGCUCGAGCUCGCCAUGUUUGCACGAAUGGGAAGCGCCGUCCGCGAGAAAAUCACCGUCCUGUACGGAGACUACAAGACGGCGACGCUGGACACGAUCAAGGCCAUCCGCACGCGCCCGCACGUUGCCGCUGGCUGGGCUGGGCUGUUUGGCUCGCUCGGGUACAUUGUCGCAACCAACCCGGCGCCGCAGUCGUACGAGCGGGCAGCCCUCGUCGCCAGCGGAAACGAGCUCUAUCUGCUCUCCCCUGCCGCGCGCAACGCUCGCACGUUCGCCACCGUCCAGAGCGCACGCGAGCUCGCCCAGCAGCACCAAUUAUACCACCUAGACUUGGUUUUAUUCUCGUUGAUACUACGGAAGGACACGUCGGCAGACUGCAAGAGCUACAGACACAAGAUUGGACAGCUUGAAUUUUCACACCCGCUAUCGUUGAGUGCACUCAAUACCAAGGUGGUCGACGUUGGAGCAGUCGGGCGCUGGUGGCGAUUAGAGCGCACGAUGGUUGAUUUUGACGUUGAAAAUUGAUUUGAUAGCAUUGAUGAACCCCUUUGCCAAUUGCAGGCCACGGGCGGCCACUCCUUGUUGCGUCCGUAUUGUAGGAAGAAGGUGAAAUAAUAAUUAGAUCUUCCACUGUCUUCUUUCUAUUGCUUGCUCGGGUGGCUUUCAUUGAUGGAAACAAC